AACUAUUUAAAUAACAUGACUGGGAUUGUUUAUAAAACAUUCAACCAAUUCUGGAUAUACCUGGUUCACUUGAUAAGUUUCAUCAGAAAACUAUGUUGUGAGAAACAAGAGUCUUCAGAAGUGAUGACCAACCAAAAUUCAUCUUUCCAACAAAGGUACCAGCCUUAUAUUUUCGAUCAGUUUCGUCAACCUGAUGUCCAAUGGGACUCAACCUCGUCACCCAAUAUUCCUACAGUUCCUCCCAGAGGCAAUAAAAGAGUUACUCCAAACGAGGUUUCAAAUUCGUACCACGAUCCUUCCUGGAUGACCCCCCAUGAAUCAGCCCAAAAAAUGGAUAAUAACGUAAUAGUACAGAAAUACACACGCUUGUCACAAAAUAUGAAUUCCACUCCAGCAGAUAGUAAUUUUAGGAAUCCUAUUGGCAACACUGAUCAUGAUGUUAAUGUUAAUCAUGUACAAAGCCCUCAACGAUCCUGCUCCAAAUAUGCUUUUUCACAGUGGUUUCAUGGUAAAAUAUCCAGAGAUGAGGCAGAAAAUUUGUUACGUCCAAGGUCCGAUGGCCUGUUUCUUAUAAGAGAAUCGACAAACUUCCCUGGCGAUUACACCCUUUGUGUAUGUUUUCAAUCAAAAGUUGAACAUUACAGAAUCAAAUCAAAUAAGGACAGACUGACUAUUGAUGAUGAAGAGUUUUUUGACAAUUUAGAAGAACUUAUAGAACAUUACAAGAAUGAUGCAGACGGGCUGUGUACAAAAUUAGUAAAUCCUCUGUCCAAAGAUUAUGAAGCCUUAUUUUCCAAUAACACUAAAUCACCUGUUAAAGAAAUCGACGACUUGUUUGUCAUCCCCGAACAAGAACUAACGGUAAGUGUUCCACCACUAGCAGAUGUCGUUAAACACGUAGAGAAAGGUUACCAGAUGGAGGAACCCGAAGGUUGUCCGCCUGAGGUGUAUGAAAUAAUGAGACAGGCCUGGGAUUUGAAUCCGGAGAAGAGACCGAAUUUCCAUGAGGUGAAAAUCAAACUUGGACAUCUGAAACAGCAGAUAACAUUGUGAAUUAACAAUCUAGUUUAUAAAC
Molecule: messenger RNA, 1075 nt
Organism: Leptinotarsa decemlineata (Colorado potato beetle)
Lineage: Eukaryota; Metazoa; Arthropoda; Insecta; Coleoptera; Chrysomelidae
Product: tyrosine-protein kinase CSK-like
Source: RefSeq, a predicted model, not a curated record